AAAAUUAUCAUAAUGUGUUCAGGAUGCCUAUGUUGAAAUAGACCAGUACUGGAAAAGAGAACUCAGUGAAUACACAAGGCUUAGUUCCUCUGAAAUCAACAGCACAGUAAUAAAUAUGACCAUGGUACAAAAUGUGGCAAUAAUUGGUGCUGGAAUCAGUGGACUAGCUGCUCUUAAAUGUAGCCUGGAAGCUGGACUUGAGGCUACCUGUUUUGAAAAGAGUGACAGUGUUGGGGGUCUCUGGAACUAUACGGAAUAUGCAGAAGAUGGCAGAGCCAGUAUCUACCGAUCAGUCUUCACCAAUGCCUGCAAGGAAAUGAUGUGUUACCCAGAUUUUCCUAUUCCUGAUGAAUACCCAAAUUACCUUCACAACUCCUUGUUUUUAGACUACCUGCGCCUCUAUGUCAAACAUUUUGACCUUGCGAGAUACAUAAAGUUCAAGACAGCUGUAGUCAGUGUGCAGAAAUGCCCAGACUUCCAAGUAACCGGUCAGUGGAAAGUUAUUACAGAGCAGGAUGGAAACCGAUCAUCAGACAUAUUUGAUUCUGUUCUCAUCUGUACAGGCCACCAUGUGCAUCCAAACCUUCCUCUGCAUUCAUUUUUUGGCAUUGAGAGGUUUACUGGUCGCUACAUGCAUAAUCGAGAAUACAAAGAGCCCGCACAAUAUGCUGGAAAGCGAGUGUUAGUAGUAGGCCUGGGCAAUACAGGAGCAGACAUUGCUGUGGAGCUAAGUCACACAGCACAAAAGGUCUGGCUAAGCACUAGAAGCGGCUCUUGGAUUAUGAGUCGUGUCUGGGAUAAUGGCUACCCUUGGGAUAUGGUCUACUUGACACGCCAUCAGUCCUUUCUCAAUAAAGUCCUACCUAGAGCUAUAUCUGACUAUCUGUAUGAAAGCAUGAUGAACAAAAGGUUCAGUCAUGAAAUGUAUGGCUUGGUACCUUUGGACAGGGGUUCAAGGAAAGAACCUGUUUUCAAUGAUGACCUAGCUGCCUGCAUUACCUGUGGCACUGUUGUUGUAAAGCCCAACAUUAGAGAAUUUACUGAGACGUCUGCCAUUUUUGAAGAUGGGUCUGUAAUAGAAAAUGUGGACGUUGUGAUAUUUGCCACUGGAUACAGCUAUGCUUAUCCAUUCAUUGAUGACUCUAUCAUGAAAAACAGCAACAAUAAAGUCUCACUCUAUAAAGGAGUCUUCCCACCAAAGCUUGAAAAACCAACUCUGGCUGUUAUUGGAUUGGUCCAGUCCUUAGGCAGCAUUCCAUCAACUUCUGAUGUCCAGGCUCGCUGGGCUGUCAGCGUUAUUAGAGGAAUAUGUAAGCUGCCACCCAAAGAGAUGAUUGUGCAGGAACUUAAUGAAGAAGAAACAGAGAAGAAGAGCUGGUUUGGUCGGAGUGAGACUUUGUCCAUGGAUUACAUUACCUACAUGGAUGAACUGAGUUCUUCUAUUGGCUGCAAACCUAACCUCCCUCUGCUCUGCAUUACUGACCCUAGACUAGCCUGGGAAGUGUUCUUUGGGCCUUGUAGUCCUUACCAGUUUCGACUGACCGGCCCAGGCAAAUGGGAUGGUGCAAGAAAUGCAAUUCUAAACCAAUGGGAUCGCACAAUUCAAGCCAUGAGAAAGCGAGAAGUUCCAUCUCAUACAGGGUUGUCUUCGUUUAUUGCUUUGAUGAAGUUGCUUUUUAUACCUUUACUUCUUUUUACUGUUUUUUUGGCCUGGUAUUAGAAAUUCACAUUUAGAAAAUAACAUUUACUACAAGUGCUCUUACUAUCUAAAGAAGUUUCUUCUUCAUUGAUAUAGAUUUUACAAGACCAUGCUUAAUGUAAUAUUUACCCCUAUAUAUACACAUUUGUACCAGUCAGAAGCAUUUCAGGCCCUUAUGAUGUCUUGAGGUGGCCAAGUUGAUGCUGCCCACCCCUUGGUCCCCAAUUGUGCUCUCUGCAGUAGAAGAGCCGAAUUUAGUCAAUUUAAGUUACCAGGAGAGGCUUUUUACUUCCUCUGGUAACUUGUGGGUUACUGUUGCCUGAGGCGAGUUUCUCAACUCGCCUAAACAGCACCCCUGGUACUAGUACCAAACAAGGUAGUGAUAUCUACAAAUGCAAGUGACAAUGUAUCAACACUAAAAUCACUUACCCUUGCUUGGGCCUUUCAGUAUUAUCCUGUACAUGCUGCUAGCUUCCAAGAAUGUCUCAUGUAUUUCACUCUAGUAAAAUAAAACAUUGCCAUUAUAAAUUAAAAUGGGAGGAUAAAAUAUGUUGAAUAUUUA
Xenopus laevis (African clawed frog) is the source of this 2261-nucleotide messenger RNA. RefSeq names its product flavin containing dimethylaniline monoxygenase 3 L homeolog (gene fmo3.L). The transcript has 9 exons. Lineage: Eukaryota; Metazoa; Chordata; Amphibia; Anura; Pipidae. The record is from RefSeq and is a predicted model, not a curated record. Gene Ontology annotation, cellular component: endoplasmic reticulum membrane. The coding region runs from base 116 to 1720 and encodes 534 amino acids. Gene Ontology annotation, molecular function: hypotaurine monooxygenase activity; N,N-dimethylaniline monooxygenase activity; NADP binding.